AUGGGCCCCGCGCCUAACGAGGAUGACUACGAUGACCUCCCCUUCACACUCCCGCCUGGACCAUACUCCUCGGAGAAACCCGACUUACCCUACGCCGCCCUCAUAGGUCAAGCGAUCCUCUCAUCCCCGAAUCACCGUUUGACUCUACAAGAAAUUUACGACUGGAUCACAAUUGUCUAUCCACAUUUCAAGCGAAACGAACAGACGUGGAUGAACUCCAUUCGACACGUCUUGAGCACGACGAUCGUGUUCCGCAAGGUGCAGCGGGAUCGUGCUGAAGGUCGUACCCUUUGGGCCAUCUGGGAUCGCGACCUCGAGUGCUUCGCAAACGGUGGGUUCCGUAAAGAGCGUUGCGCUGAGAUGCAAGAACAGAAAGCGCGGUAUGCGACCAAAAAGCGCACUGCAGACGACUCACUUCCGCGCAAGGCGAAACGGACGAAAAAAUCCGUGAAACAAGAACCUCAAGCAGAAGUUGCGCCUGCCGAGCCUGCCGAAUUGCCCAUACCGGUGCCUCAGAUGGGCGUUCCUCUGUCAGCCAUUCCCGGCAUGUCUUUUGCGCCUUUGUUUCCUCCUCGCUCUGGUGUACACCAGCCGUAUUAUGCUCCGUUCUCAUACCCCCCUCCCCCUCUUCACCAUGGGCACGCUCUGCCCGUAGGUGUGAUCUUUCCAACUCUGCCUCCCGAAACUGCCUACCAUCGUGUCACGGCGGAAGAGGCAGCGGCUGCUAUGGGUGCGCCUUCAGCUCGCCCGUCGACGUCGGCUUCUAGCUCUUCGCAUCCCCAGCAGGCUAAUCCGUUUGUCGUCGAAAAAGCACCGUCUCCUCCGACGCCCCUACCAAUUUCCUCAUCCUCAUCGAUGUCCAUUCCUGGACUCACGCCGAACUGCAGCUCGUCCAGUCCACCUGAUGCAGGGGAUGACGUCGGUCGACUUGGUAGUAGACAGGGCGCCAAUUCCCAGGAGUUAGACCUCGAUUUAAGUGCUUAUAUAGUCGAUCCAGAU
Heterobasidion irregulare TC 32-1 is the source of this 999-nucleotide messenger RNA. RefSeq lists its product as uncharacterized. Gene Ontology annotation, biological process: regulation of transcription by RNA polymerase II. The transcript has a single exon. The annotation marks the transcript as partial. The record is from RefSeq and is a predicted model, not a curated record. Lineage: Eukaryota; Fungi; Basidiomycota; Agaricomycetes; Russulales; Bondarzewiaceae. Gene Ontology annotation, molecular function: RNA polymerase II cis-regulatory region sequence-specific DNA binding; DNA-binding transcription factor activity, RNA polymerase II-specific.